CUGGAAAAAAAAAACAGAGAUAAUUAGACAAAGAAAUUAAAUAAAAAUGGUGAAUAGUACCAUGGCUUCACUCUCUCAGAUCACUCACCAAUCCAAUUCAAAUACUUAACCACCGAGCAAUCUCGCCGGAAACAGAGCCUCUCUUCUUCUCCAGGUACUCCCUCGCCGGAUUUUUAUCCAAUCAAUCAACCACUGAUGUUAUCUUCUCCGAUCUUUCCUCUAAUUCCGAUGAACAACAAUCCCUCGUUUUUAUUUCGAUCUUCGAAUCCAAUUUGUGUGGAACUUUGAUCUCUUACGCGACCAAUCAAAAUAACGAUUCUCGCUUCGUCAAUUUCUGUAUAGAAUGUGGUGAUCGAAGAAGAACAAUGGCUCCAGUGAAAAAAUCUGAUAAGAAAGCAACAUUAGAUGCUGCUGCUUGGAUCUUCAAUGUUGUUACUUCUGUUGGAAUCAUCAUUGUUAAUAAAGCUUUAAUUUAUGGCUUUAGCUUUGCAACAACCUUAACCGGUUUACAUUUCGCUACGAAGACGUUGAUGACACUUGUUUUAAGAUGUUUAGGAUAUAUUCAGCCUUCUCAUCUUCCAUUUACAGACCUUUUAAAGUUUAUUUUGUUUGCGAAUUUUUCGAUUGUUGGAAUGAAUGUUAGUCGUAUGUGGAACUCUGUUGGGUUUUAUAAGAUUGCCAAGCUUAGUAUGAUUCCCGUGUCAUGCUUGUUGGAAGUUGUAAUAUUUGAUAAGAUUCGUUACUCGAGAGAUACAAAACUUAGCAUUGGACUUGUUCUUGUUGGUGUUGGUGUUUGUACUGUUACUGACGUUAGUGUUAACACCAAAGGUUUCGUUGCUGCUUUUGUUGCUGUGUGGAGUACUGCUUUGCAAUAAUAUUAUGUACAUUAUCUACAGAGGAAGUACUCACUUAGCUCAUUCAACCUACUGGGUCAUACUGCUCCAGCCCAGGCUGCAACGUUGUUGAUAGUCGGUCCAUUUCUCGAUUAUUGGUUGACAGACAAACGGGUAGACAUGUACGAUUACAACUUUGUCUCUCUGAUGUUUAUAACCCUUUUGUGCACAAUAGCUAUCGGGACAAUUCUAAGCCAGUUCAUCUGCAUCGGGAGAUUCACAGCGGUAUCAUUCCAAGUCCUGGGCCAUAUGAAGACGAUCUUGGUGCUGGUAAUGGGCUUCUUCUUCUUUGACAGAGAUGGUCUUAACCUGCAUGUGGUCCUUGGCAUGAUUAUUGCAGUACUCGGGAUGAUCUGGUACGGUAAUGCCUCGUCCAAGCCAGGCGGUAAAGAGAAGAAGAAUUAUUCUCUUCCAACGACCCGACAACAGAAACAGGGAGCUGCUUCGGAUUCUGAUGAAUACCAAGGUAAAGCUUAGCAAUUAGUAAAUGAUCAGUUCAAAACAUAGCUUUUACAUCUCUCAAUUUCAGUUAUUCUUUUGUAGCUGAAUUUUGUAAUCAGAUAGCUGAAUUUUGUAAUCAGAUAGCUGAAUUUUGUAAUCAGAUAUGAAAUUUACACUGUCUAGAGGAAUCAAGUUAUAUAGGCUUACCAUACUUUACUCUUUUCUGCAAUGUUUUGAUAUUUGUGUAUUAUUAGCAUUGUUUUUUUCGA
Molecule: messenger RNA, 1603 nt
Organism: Arabidopsis lyrata subsp. lyrata
Lineage: Eukaryota; Viridiplantae; Streptophyta; Magnoliopsida; Brassicales; Brassicaceae
Product: UDP-rhamnose/UDP-galactose transporter 5
Cellular component (GO): Golgi apparatus
Molecular function (GO): UDP-galactose transmembrane transporter activity; antiporter activity
Source: RefSeq, a predicted model, not a curated record